Molecule: messenger RNA, 6231 nt
Organism: Erpetoichthys calabaricus (reedfish)
Lineage: Eukaryota; Metazoa; Chordata; Cladistia; Polypteriformes; Polypteridae
Gene: arid4a
Product: AT rich interactive domain 4A (RBP1-like)
Exons: 25
Coding region: 153-4211 (1352 amino acids)
Biological process (GO): regulation of transcription by RNA polymerase II
Cellular component (GO): nucleus
Molecular function (GO): transcription cis-regulatory region binding
Source: RefSeq, a predicted model, not a curated record
GUUUUGUAGCCAAUCGGGUUUCGAGGAAACAUACCUUGGCUCAACAGCUUGUUAUUUCGCUUAUUGCUUUCCGAUCCUGGCAAGUGAGGAGAAGUCGAAUCUGAGAAUAAAUCGCACGGUUUCGAGCUGGAAUCCCUCAAAUAACCCUUAAAAUGAAGGCAGUGGAUGAGCCUGCCUAUCUCACAGUGGGAACCGAUGUGAGUGCCAAGUACCGAGGAGCCUUUUGUGAGGCAAAAAUUAAAUCGGUGAAGAGGCAUGUAAAAGUCAAGGUAUUUUUAAGGGGUGAUAGUUCUACACAAGUAGUGCAAGAUGACCAAGUGAAAGGACCCUUAAGGGUUGGCGCAGCAGUGGAAGUGAAGAGUCCUGAUGGCUCAUGUCAUGAAGGUGUUAUCAGCAAGCUGACAGAUGCUAGCUGGUAUACUGUAGUGUUUGAUGAUGGAGACGAGAGGACGUUGAGGAGAACCUCCCUUUGCCUUAAAGGUGAACGACAUUUUGCAGAAAGUGAGACGCUGGAUCAGCUGCCACUAACUAAUCCUGAGCACUUUGGCACCCCUGUCAUCGCAAAAAAAGCAAACCGAGGAAGGCGGUCAUCACUUCCAGUUACUGAGGAUGACAAAGAAGAAGAAUCCAGUGAAGAAGAAGAUGAAGAUAAAAGGCGUCUACAUGACGACCUGCUCGGCAAAGUUGCCUGUGUACAGAGCAGCUCGGAUAAAACAUCAUCAUAUCUUGCAUUGGUGCUUUCUCCAAGCUGUAGCGAUGACUUGGCAAUUAAAAAGGACCAAUGUUUAGUGCGCUCAUUUGCAGAUUCCAAAUUUUACACUGUCGCAAGAAAAGAUAUCUUGGAGCUUGAUGUGGAGAGCUUAUUAAAGCCAGAAUAUUCAUCUAGAAAAGGGCUUCAGGAAACUAUAAAGUUCUUGAAAACUAAGGUCAUUCCAGAAAGCUGGAAGAUGGAUAUGAGUGAAAUUCUUGAGUCCUCCAGCAGUGAAGAGGAAGGUGGAGAAGGUGGAGCUAGUGACGAAGAUGAAGAGAAAGAUGAAGAGGAGGAGGAAGAAGAAGAGGAAGAGCCAGAGGAAGAGCCUGACCCAGAAGAAAAAGACAAUUUCCUUCAACAGCUGUAUAAAUUUAUGGAGGAUAGAGGAACUCCAAUAAAUAAACCUCCAGUUCUAGGCUACAAAGAUCUGAAUCUCUUCAAACUUUUUCGAUUGGUAUACCACCAAGGUGGCUGUGACAAUAUUGAUAGUGGAGCUGUGUGGAAGCAGAUCUACAUGGACCUUGGCAUUCCAAUUCUCAACUCUGCAGCAUCAUACAAUGUUAAAACUGCAUACAGGAAGUACCUUUAUGGCUUUGAAGAAUAUUGUAGAUCAGCAAACAUCCAGUUUAGAACUAUCCACCAUAAUAAUCCUAAACCUCAAGUGGUUAUAGAAGAAGAAGAAGAUAAAGAGGAGACAAAAGAAAAAGUUAUUGAUCAGGCAGUUGUAUCUGCUACCGAAGAUGAAGAGUGUGAGGAAGAAGAAAAGCAAGAGGCAGAUGUGGAUGUGGAUGAGCCUGUAGCUCAACUUGAGAAAACCCAGGAAGCGGAGGAUGAGGAGGAGGAGGAGGAGGAUGACGACGACGAUGAUGAAGAAGAUGAAGAGGAAGAUCAUGAUUCCGGUAGCGAUUCUGAGAGUGAUAAAGAUCAAAAAGAGAUUCAUUCUCCAAGGGUACGUAGCAGAAGAAGUAUGCCAGUUAACAACGUCUUGGAAACAAAGGAAUCUCCAAAACUGGACAAAUUAAGAGAAGAUAAUAAAGCAGAUGCUGAAAAGGAGGAGAUGACAUCAGAGAAAACCGAGAAAGGGUCCAAUGAAACGCCACCAAGGAGAACUCCAUUAAGACAAAAAGUUGAACGGCGACAUAGACAGCAAGAAGAUUCGGAAAAAGAGUCUGAUGAGGAGGACAGCGAGGAAAAGGCCAAUGAAAGAGAAGAGAGUGAGGCUAAGGAUGAAUUUGAAGAGGAGGCCGAGGAAGACAGUGACCAUUGCUUAAUGGGAACUAAAGUUCGUGUGAAAUAUGGCCGGGGAAAGACCCAGAAAAUCUAUGAAGCGAAUAUUAAAAGUACUGAAGUAGAUGACGGUGAACUUCUGUACUUGGUUCAUUAUUAUGGCUGGAAUGUAAGAUAUGAUGAAUGGGUGAAAGCUGAUAGAAUCAUCUGGCCUGUAGACAAGUGUGGUACAAAAAGGAAACAGCGAAGGAAAACAAAAAGUAAAGAGGAAUGCGAGAAAGACGAGAAAAAGGAAGACGACAAAUAUAACAAAACAAAGAGAGGCCGGCCACCUUUGAAGAUAACUCCUUCCAACUCCUCUUCCCGCAGUGCCUCGAAAAGAGCCAGCAGUGAAAGUCGGCUGAGCGGCAAAAGCCCACUGCUUUCUGAAGCAUCUGCAAUUUCAAAUGGAUUUGAAGAGACGCCGAGAAGACGCACGAGGCACACGUCUGGAUUGUUUGAUUCUGAUAAGGGCUCUAAUGAUUCUGGCAAUUCAUCUGAAGAAAGUGAUGUAGAGGACACAUCUGAAAGUAAAGCUGAAGAAAACGAGAAACCAGACACACCAGAAGAAAUAAAAGAACAUCCUCUGCAGAAAGAAGAUGACAAGCCCAAAGCAGCAGAGGAAUGUCUCGGAGGUCCACCAGAGCAGCCUGAAAAUGUCAAAGUAGUUCCUGAAAAAAUACCUUUGAAAUUGGAGGAAGAAGAAAAACCAGAGCCUGACUCUUCAAUAACACUCGAAGACGUGAAGGUAGCACAAGAUGACUUGAAGAAGGAAGCUGAGAAGUCCCCAAAAAACAAAGGCAGAAGAAGUCGAUCCAAAGAACAGAACACUGAUGGCGCUAAGUUGUGCAGUAGUCACAUAACUGAGGUCAAGUCUUCUGUAACGGAGAUUCCAGAAAACUUGGAUUUGGAGAAGAUCCCAGAUACUUCAAAAGUUUCUGAGCCAAAAAUGAAAGACUCUGACUCUGAUUCAGAGAGAGAGGAACUCUAUACAGACGACAAAAAGCCAGCGAAACGAAAAGUCAUUGAGCAACAGCCACCUGAAAAAAGGUUACGGAUAGACAGGCCUAAUGAACAGCAACUGGAGACUCCAGAGAAGUCAGAUGAGCAUGGGGAAAGGUGUCCUGAUCUUCCUGAAGUGGAUGAUGAAAUUAAAAAUGAAAUGCCUGCUCUGUCUCCAGAGGUUGAGUGCAUACCUGAACACGUGGGCAUCACUUCGCCCAUAAAGAUAACUGAAGAGGGCUUGCUGAAAAUGGAGGACGAUUUCAUGCCACAGAUUGGGCCUGAAGCUCUCGUUUGCCAUGAGGUUGACCUGGAUGACUUGGAUGAGAAAGAGAAGUCCCCAAGUGAGGAUGUCCCCAACGAGAAGCCCUUUAGUCCGAAGGUUCCAGCUGAUGUGACUUCCCUAGGCCACCAGGGAUUUUCAGAGCCCUCUCCCACAGUGUUCAGCCCAGAGGAAUCACGUAGCUCUAAAAGUGAAAGUGACACCACAAUCGAAGUGGACAGCGUAGCAGGAGAAUCUCAAGAGGGUCUCUGUGAGAGCGAAUCUGCAAACGGCUUUGAGGCCAGUACCAGUUCUAGCAUCUGCAGCAUUUCGCUGCAAGAAAGAGAAAGUAAGGAGCGAGGCCAGAAAAGGUCCAGUGACUGCAACAGUAGUUCACAUGCGAAGAAGCAGAAGCGCAACCAAAAACGAGCGAGUGCAGCCUCCCAGAAUGAGAAGAAUGGAGCAGGGCACAGCAGUGACAGUGAAGACCUUCCUGCCAGUGAAAGCUUCAACAAAUGCACUCCAGCCAAACACUCCAACAUUGCCAAAGCUCCAAAACUUACGAGGUCCCCUGCACAUGUGAUUUCACCUCACAGCAAAGAUGGAGACAAAGAAAAACACAAAGAGAAGACGCCUGCUCACUCUUGCCCUAAAACAUACAAGUGGACGUUUCAGCUCACGGAACUCGACAACAUGACCAGUGCUGAUAGAAUUACCUUCCUUCAAGAAAAGCUGCAGGAAAUCCGAAAAUACUACAUGUCAUUGAAAUCAGAAGUGGCCUCAAUUGACAGGCGGCGCAAAAGGUUAAAAAAGAAGGAGAGAGAAGUUUCCCACACGACGGCGUCCACGUCAUCGGGUUCGUCCGACACUGGAAUGAGCCCGCCUUCUGCUUCUCCAACCCAGAACACUGUUGUGGUGGAGUGCAGGUGAUGAAACGCAUCCCCUCGUUUUUAAUGUUCACCGCAACAAACUGCCUCUAAGGAUGCAAGUGCAGCAAGAGAAAGAGACUCCCUGGUGUUCAUGAGAGGAAAGCACUCAGUCGGAUUGACCUUCCCAGUCCAAUUCUACGCACUUUUGCUGUUUGGCUUCCAGUUUGCAGUCACACAAUGUCAGAUUCCACUCCAAGUGUUCGACAGGACACUGAAGAGGAGGUGAAUGUAAGAUGCAUUUUUGGUUUGCUUUACACAAAGGCUACACACUCAAUCUCCUUUUUUUCUUACAGUACAAGGCACUUUUCUGUAAAAACUCUCCUCUCCCGUUCCUAAUCACCAGACCAGCCUGAAGGCGUCUAGACGCACGCUGGCAUCUGCUGACUGCAGCUGUAUGGCACUUGGGACUGGUCGGCGUCCGCUCUGGGUGGGAGAAUGGCGAAGCCAGGUACAGUAGUAGGCAGACGCACACGCGGGCGUUUGCUUUGCACAACUGCCAAAGUACACGUGUUCAGCAGAGUGCCCUAUUUUCAAAGAGGGAUAAAAUACAUUUUGCAGAAGGGGGUCUAGCUCACCGAAAACCGCGAUGGGUUGUGUCUUCCACUUUUUAGUAUUUUGAGCACAGAAUUAUGCAAAUGAGAUUAUACUUGUUUACGGUGGAAUUGCAAAAAAAACAAAAAACAAAACAGGUUUUCGGUGGGCUAAUUUCCUUGGCCAAGGGUAUUUUGUCUUUUUAUAUGUAAUUGCAGAGUUUUUAUUUUAUUACAAAAAAAAAAAAACUUCAAAAAAUGUAAGUAUGACAACAAUGAAGUUAUUUAAUGAAAGAUUUCUAGACCUUACAGUUUUGUGUAUUAAAAAAGGAAAAAAAAAAAAAGAGAAAGGUGUUGCAGCUUGUUAAAUAUAUUUAUUGAGACCAUGGAUAAGAAGAACAUUUUUUUUUUUUUUUUUUUUUUUUUUUUUUUUUUAAUGUAUUUUUGACAACAAACACAACAAAAACAUAACACUCUCCUCACUCUGGGUGUAACUUACAAAUGACAAAAAUUUACUUCAGUGGAAAAACGUCCAAAAGGAGAGGCGAGAAUGGAGUGACUCCACUCUGUCCGUGAGCGUCGCCGUCGCCCACUUCUCCGAUUUCUCGCCUUACUACAGCGCCAAAGUUUUGGCCCGUGGCUUCUUGAAUGUCAACCGUUGGUCCCGACAACAAUUCCGGUGGCUUAAACGUUGCAUUCCUCUCCCGUGGGACGUUUUUUCCCCCCCAUUUUGUAGGAUGCCCUGGUAGCCCCAGUUGCACCCAUGUUUUGGAUGACUUUUUUUGGGGGGUUAUCUGAAAAUAUUGAUUUGGAACAUUUUGGACCCUCCCCGUCCUGAGAGUGCACCAUUUGCUGGCAUUGCCUUGCCCUUUUGUGACUUUAAUUUAUUAUUAUUAUUUUUAUUUUAUUUUAUUUUUCUGGCCUGGUACGGGGUAUGCUUGUACUUUUCAGUUUUCCCAAAUGAAAACUGGAAAAGGGGGAACUUGUCAGACCAGCCUAUGGGUUGUCCCAGAUAUUCAGCGACUCUUUUUGUAUAUACAUCUUUCAGAAACCAUGUAUUUCAAAAAUACAUUUUGCAUAUAAGCUGUAUAAAAAUGAAAGUGAUUUAUUUUAUAUUUUUUUUAUUCAUCUUUGUACAUUUAAACUUUUUGUGCCCCUUUUUGUAAAUGUUAAUACUCUAGAGAGCUAGCGCAAAUCCUUUAGAUUGUAUUAUAUGAACCUGUGGUUCAAAGCAACACUGGGCCUGAAACAGACCCUUUAGUAUUAAGUAGACCUACAGAUAUAUUGUACAUUUUAUGUUUUAUAAACAUUUUAUUUCCUUAUUGUGAAAGAUACAUUUCUUUAAAGGAGAAUUUCAUUUUUAGUUUUCUUCCAUUUCAUGGGCAGUGAAGGAGAAAGUUUGACACUUUUUUCUGUCAUUUCCUGUACAAAUCCAUUGUAUUGUUCUGUCCACAGCCCCAUGCUGAGUAUUAAUAAAGACAUUUUAAAAUA